Molecule: messenger RNA, 7170 nt
Organism: Miniopterus natalensis
Lineage: Eukaryota; Metazoa; Chordata; Mammalia; Chiroptera; Miniopteridae
Source: RefSeq, a predicted model, not a curated record
AUGCAGCGCACCUUCUAUUCUAGUCCCAGGUCUGACGACACCUCCUCGCGGCCAGUUGAGGUUAAAGGCCACGGGGGGCUCCAGGUCUGCGGCCAGCUCUGCCGGGGCCCCGCUUGCCCUGAAGGAGCCAGCGCUCGCCUGCGGAUGGCCGAGGGCUUUUCCGGGAACCACAGCCCUGAGGGCGUCGCCAUCUCUGUCCACACGAACGGAACUGUGUUUGCCACCGACGCCGACAUCACUUUCGUGGCUGUUACCAAGGAAACCACUCCCCUGGAGUUCACGUGGUUCUUCGGAGAAGACCCCCCAGUGAGGACCACGCGCAGCAGCGUCAGGAGGAGACUCCGUGUCCCCGGGUGGUACCGCGUGGUGGUCCAGGCUUCCAACGGGAUCAGCUGUGUGGCCUCGGAGCCCCUCCACGUCCAGGUGCAGAGCAGGGUGGUCCCCAGCCGGCUCGCGGCCGUCCCCUCGGCUCUGGUGAACGCCACCGUGGCCUUCGAGUGCAGAAUCAACUUCGGCACCGACGUUGCUUACCUGUGGGACUUCGGGGAUGGCGCCAGUGGCCUGGGGAACAGCUCUGCCAGCCACGUGUACAGCAGGGAAGGCGACUUCAUGGUUGAGGUCCUGGCCUUCAACGCCGUCAGCGCCGCCUCCCUAAGGAAGCGCCUCUUCGUGGUCCACAGGCCCUGCCAGCCGCCCCCGGUGAAGAACAUGGGGCCUGGGAGGGUGCAGGUGUGGAGGUCUCAGCCUGUGACCCUGGGGGUGACCUUUGACGGGGCCGUUCUCUGCGACAUCUCCCAAGGCCUUUCCUACACCUGGAGCCUCACGGACUCCACGGGGUCGCAGGUGCCCCUGCCCCCUGCCGCCAGCACUCACAGGCGGACCGUCACCAUCCCCGGCUACUUCUUGGAGCCCGGGAACUACACUGCGCUGGCCAAGGUGCAGGUGGAAGGCAGCCCCGUGCACAGCAACUACUGUGUGGCCGUGGAGGUGCGAGCCCGGGCCCCCGUCAGCGUGAUCUCCGAGGGCACACACCUGUUCAUCCCCAGGACCCCCUCGUCCACUGUCCUCCUCAGGGGGUCCCUGUCCUAUGACCCCGACAGGCCUGGGGCGGCUCUCAGGUAUCACUGGACGUGCACCCCAGCCAGCACCCCCGGGCGCCUCUGCUUCUCCGGGCCCUCUGCACGCAGCCUGGACACUGCGGCUCCCACCCUGUCCUUCCCGGCGGACUCUCUCAGCAGCGGCUAUGACCAGUUUCUCGUGACGCUGACAGUGUCCAGCCACGGCCGGAACUCUUCGGAGGCACAGGUGUUCCUGUCCACCCUCCACGACCCGGAGCGCAGGCUCGUGAGCAUCUCCUGGGUCACCUUCAGAGGCCUCCCUGUGAACUGGAACGAGGGUCUCUCGCUCCGGGCGGCCUGCGAGGACUGCGGGGAGGCCGCCCGGCUCUCUUACUCCUGGGACCUCUUUUUGGUCAACGCGACGGGAAGGGACGCAGAGGAAGUUCCUUUUUGCAGAGCUGUGGGGCUCCUGGGCUCCUCGGGAUUGGCGGCCACGUCGAAGUUAUCAGAGUCUUACCCACUGUCCCCGGGGCCACUAGGGGCUGAGCCCCGUGUCACACCUGUGCCGUCCUCGUGGGAGCCGUGGCCAGGGACCCUGGGCCGGGCUGACCUCUCAGCCACGGGGAGAACCUCCACGGAGUUCACGGUCACCGUGCACCACAUUCCUGCUGCUGGUGACACCAAGGCCCCAGACGGCGAUCCCUGGGACAAGGGGCCCCCGGGGAGCCCGACCCAUCACCCCCCUGGUGUUGAAGCUGAUUACGGUGACAUCCAAGAAGCAGUGUCGUCGGGAGGCCGGCAGCCGGGUGACUGGACCAGCUUCCACCUCCCAGGGUCAGGACAAAGUGCCGGAGCGGACGAGAGCCGUGGUGCUGGGGACAACCUGGUGGGCCCCUUCCUCCCCACGGCCGGCGCCGGGCCCGCGCUCCUGGUCGACUGGCCCAAGUCCCCCGUGAGCCGAGCCGUCUUCCGUGGCUACACGUCGUCCGGGGUCACGGGACAGACGCUGACGGUGAAGCCGUACUCACUGAGCCCCGGAGGGACGUACGUCCUGCAGGCCGCGGUGGCUUCGGGGCUCAGCCUUCUAGGGAAAGCUCAGCUGUACGUGACCGUGAACCCUGCCCCGGAGAACAUGGCCUGCCAGGUGCAGCCCCCCCGCGGCCUCGAGGCCGACACCAUCUUCGGCGUGUUCUGCAUGGCGGGGAGACCGGACUUCCGCUAUGAAUUCAGUUACCGGAUAGGAGGCGGCCCCCAGCACACCCUCUACCGCGGGACGGACGCCCAGCACUACUUCUCGCUGCCGGCUGGGGAGCCCGGGGAUGGCUACCAGGUCCUGGUGUCCACCGUGAUCACCGACAGCGAAGGCUCCCGGACGCAGCCCUGCACCGUGGCCGUGACGGUGCUGCCCCGUGUCCGUGGGGACCCCUGCCCCGGCGAGGACGUGUACAAUUCCAGCCUGAGACACCUCUCCACCCUGCAGCUGAUGGGCCGCGAGGCGGAAAUCAGGAACUACGUCGCCGUGACGGCCGCGGCCCUGAGCCGCUGGGCCGAGGGGGGCGGGGGUCCCUCCUGCGGCCAGUGGGCGCGCUUCCAGGACGCGCUCAUUUCUUCAGUGUGCGGAUUAGCUUCCCGGGACCAGGAGGAAGUGGCCGACUCUGUCCGUGUGCUGCGGGGCCUCCUGCGCUUCCCCAGCAGGCUGAGCCUCGCGAGCGCCUCCCUCAUCCUCGGACACGCCCGCUCGCUGCUGGCCCCCCGCCGGCUCCCCGCGUGCGCCGUGGUGCGGGGACUGGUCCUCCUCGCGUCCGGGGUCCUGGAGGUCACGGGCCACCAUCCGUGGAGGAGCUGGGGCCGCCUGCUGGAGGAAGGGGCCCAGGUCAUCUCGGACGCGCUGGGGGUACACUGCCCUCCUGGGAAACACGGGCUUGGCCCUUUCCGCCUGACCCGGAGGCUGACCCCGCCCGUCAGCGUCUGGCCGGGGCUGUUGCAGGGCUGCCUGCCCCCCGGGGGCCAGCACCAGCUCCACCUGAGCACAGGGCGGACGGAGGUCCACGCGCGGCUCCAUCGCCACCCUCGGAGCUCCCUGCAGAGCCUGGGCGCCGUCCGGGUGCGCUUCCCCGCAGACCUGGCCGGGCCAGAGCCGCGGAGCCCCUGCUACGUCAGCCAGCUCCUGCUCCUGAGCAGCCGCUCCUCCCCGCGGGGCCGCGCCCCCCGCCCCGCCUGGGGGUACCUAUCCCUGCUGGACGCCGACUUUGACAGGGACCCGCCGAACAAGCCCCUGGCCGAGGCCGUGAACUACACGGUGCGUCUGCAGGGGGCCCGCUGUCUGCUCUGGGACACGCGGCGCCGGGAGCCCGAGAGCUCCUUGCCGCAGCCGGGAGCCGCCCCGGGAACGGUGAACUGCAGCUACCACAGCCUCGGCCACCUCACCGCCUUCUCUGUCUCGAGGAGAGACCUGAACACCAGCUUCGAGACGGGCGACCUUUCCCAGUUCCAGGGACCCCCGGAAAACCUGCUCCCCAGUAUUUUCAUCGUGGCUUUUACGAUUCUUUAUGUACUUUUGGUGACUAAAAGCAAUCGUGUGGAUCGUCGUGAGAAGAAUAAAGCUGGUUAUAUUUUUCUGCAAGAGAACACGCCGCCCGGCCACCAGCUGUACGCGGUUGUCGUGGACACAGGCUUCCGGGCUCCCGCCCACUUUACUGCCAAGGUCUAUGUUGUUCUGUGUGGUGAGCGUGGCCUUUCGGACCCCAGGGAGCUCUCCUGUCCCAAGAAGCCGCUGUUUGAACGGAACUCCAGACACACCUUCAUCCUGAGCACCCCGGCCCCGCUGGGCCAGCUCCGGAAGAUCCGCCUGUGGCACGACAGCCACGGGGCCUCUCCCGCCUGGUUCGUCAGCCACGUGAUGGUGCGGGAGCUACGCGGGGGCUCCAGAGGCUGGUUCUUCCCCGCCGAGUGCUGGCUGGCCGCGGGCAGGCGGGACGGCCGCGUGGAGCGGGAGCUAGUCUGCCUGCGCGGGGGCCUCGGCUUCCGGAAGCUGCUGUUUUCCAAGUUCACGGAGCUCCUGGAGGACCUGCACGUGUGGGCCUCCGCACACAGCCGGCCCUCGGGCAGGGGCCUCCUGCACACUCCGCGCCUCAGCGUGGCCUUCGCCCUGCUGUGCGCCUACGCCUGCCUCGCCGCCCUGGCCACCGCCGCGGGGCACGAGCAGCUCCCUCUGGGUGUUGGCCCCGCCAGCAUCCCCCUUGGGUCCUUCAGGACGGGCUUCCUGUGCACCCUCCUGGCUUCUCCAGGGGCACAGCUCUUGUCGCUGCUCUUCAGGCUCAGCCAGGUACCUGUGUCCCACCUGAUGACCACGGGCCCCGCCAAGCGCAGCCACGCCUGCCCCUGGGAGCCACGCCAGCCGGAGCAGUGCAGGCAAAACACAUCGGCCGUUCUCUCUGGGAGAGCCCAGGCCCAGAGCUCAGCCAGGGGUGAUGGGGCAGCCCAUCCAUCCUCCCAGCCGGAGGCCCAUGAGGCUGACCUGGUCCAGCCACCUCCAAGGGAGAAGAGCGACCACUGCGUUCCCAGUUUACGAGGUGACAGUGGUGGCCCCGGCCAUGCGUUUGAAGGACUCGCCAUAUCCCGGUGGCCAAGGGUGUGGCUGCCAUGGUUGCGCUCUGCAGCAUGGGCCAUUUGUGGGACCAUCUCCGUGGCCUGCGGCUUGGGGACAGGAUUUAUAGGAUACAGGUUCGGCCCCACGCAGUGUGCGCAGUGGCUGUGCCUGCUGACCGUCUCUGUGACCUGCUGCGUCUUCGUCACCCAGCCACUCAUGGUGGGCCUGGCAGCCCUGGGCAUCGCUUGGAGGAGGAGGGACGAUGAAAGCUUCUUCACGGAGUCUUUACGAGAGGCCACCGAGGGCCUGGACGCGGACCUGGAGGGGCUCUCCUCCCAUGCGGCCCACGACCCCCGCUGCGGCGAUCCCCACGGCACAGGCACCUUUGAGAGAGUCCUGGCUGAACGACAGCGAGCUCGCCGCCUGCGCCGGGCGCGUCCACCGUCUGCGGCCCGGCUCAGGGUCACCCGGGAGAGGAUGAGAAGACGGACGCGCACCCGGGCGGCGCUGAGAGACACUGGCAUGUGCAUCCUCAUGUUGCUCCUGCACCUGCUCAUAGUCCGCGGGACAGCCUCCCGGGGCGCACACUCCCUCCGCCGGGCCGUCCGGGACGCGUUCACCAGAGGUACCAGGAGCACCUCCAGCAGCCCGAGCGGUGUGGACACCUGGUGGGACUGGAGCCUGACCACGCUGCUGGACGGCCUGUACCGGGACGGCUCACCCACCGCCGGCUCACCGGGCGCUCAGCCCGGGGCUCUUGGGGGAACAUGCUACCUGAUAGGCCCGCCCGUCCUCAAACAGCUGAAGCUCCCUCCUGGCCGUGCGUGCGAGCUUCCCGGGCCACUCUCAGCACUUACUGAAGACUCUCUGCCUACGUGUGACCCCAAAAUCCCCUCCAUGAGAGACGCAGAAAUUCAAAAAGUGGCCCCAAGUGACCCUGAGGCCUGCAGGGAGGACUGUGAGCUCAUCCUGGGCAGGACAAGGUCCACAGCCCGCACAGCCCUGACCGGGCUCCGGGCCCGCCGCUGGGUGGACGGCAGCACCAGGGCCGUGUCCGUGCACUUUCUCCUCUACAACCCGCCCACCCGCCUCUUCUCCAGCGUGUCCCUGCGCUCAGAGAUGCUCCCGGCCCGGGGCCUCGCCCUCUCCUCCCUGGUACAGUCGGUCACCGUCUUCCAUGGAGACUCAGCCCCAAGGUGCCACCUCUUGCUUCCCCAGCUGGCCUUCUUGGUGCUCACCCUGACCCACCUGAGCCUCCAGCUCUUCUGCCUGGCUGACAAGGGCGUCCGCAGCUACUGGCAAAAACCCGGGAACUGGCUGGAGCUGCCCAUCGCCGGAGCCGGCCUCGCCUGGUGCGCAGCCUCUGGCCACCUGCUGUCUCUGGCUGCGGAGGUGGCCGACCAGCUCCACAGGGGGUUUCUGCAGAGGGCCGUGGACCUCAGUCACGUGGCCUUGUGGAGUCAGAGGGCCAGGUGGCUGCAGGGGACCCUCUCCUUCCUCCUGACGCUGAAGUGCCUCCGCCUGCUUGGCUCCCACAGCGCAGUGGCCUCCUGCACCCUGGUGACCCGCCGCUCUCUCUCGGGCGUCCUCGCGCCAGCGCUGGCGGGGGUCCUGGUGCUGGCCGCCGACGCCCACCUGCGUGGAAUUCCGCUCUUCCCCGAGGCUCCCCCACCCGGCACCUUCACAGACGCCGUCCACCGGCUGCUCUUCCGUGUUCCGGGCAGCGGCCGAAGGGGCGCGUCCCCCAGCCUCGCCCGGCCUGAGGGGCGGGCCAGGGCCGGGUGCUACGCCCUCCUCCUCGCGGCGGCCGCCGCUCUGUGGUUAGGAACGCUGAGAGGUUCCCUCGUGGCUUUUGCCCCCAAAAGGAAAUCUUUUCAAAGCCCCUCUCUGGUGGGACCGGGAGACGUGACGGCCUACGUGUGGGGGAAGGUCUGCUCCGCGCUGGGGCGGGAGCGGCCGGCGCCCGAGGAGGCUGAGCCGGCCGGGGGCCAGACCCCCUCCCUGGAUGAAUUUGCCGACCUGGUAGAUGAACUGCUGUUGAAGGUCAACGGUUUGUCCGACCGCCUGCAGCUCCCGCAUCCAGAGCCGCAGCCCUGGGACUCGGUGCCGGCCGGGCCUUCUGAGGACCGAGCUUCCGGGCCGGAAGAAUCAACGGGCCUGCACAGUUUUAAGAGCAAGGUCUUCAGAACGGCCAGAGUCUGUGGGGUCUGCAAGCAGGUUAUCGACGGCCCGGGGGUCUCAUGCCGAGGUGGUGCUGCCCCGCUGCGCCCAAGUCCACCUGGAGCAGUGCGGCCCCCGCCCCAGAGGAGUGUGGCCCCUGCCCCAGAGGAGUGUGGCCCCCGCCCCACAGUGCGGCCCCCGCUCCAUGUGUAUCGGCGACACCAGUCAGCACGCGCGCCCUUCGCGGCCCCUCGCGGGCAUCGCCGGGCCGCGGCUGAGGCGGACAGGCAAGCUCUGCAUCCCCGGGUCAGCUCUCGGACUAACCGGGGGCCCGCGUCCUUGGCCGUCAAGCCUGACACGUAA